Molecule: messenger RNA, 2097 nt
Organism: Etheostoma cragini (Arkansas darter)
Lineage: Eukaryota; Metazoa; Chordata; Actinopteri; Perciformes; Percidae
Gene: frmd3
Product: FERM domain containing 3
Exons: 16
Coding region: 56-1939 (627 amino acids)
Cellular component (GO): cytoskeleton
Molecular function (GO): cytoskeletal protein binding
Source: RefSeq, a predicted model, not a curated record
CUAGUCUGCCUGUGGACCCGCUGAGAUGACGAGCUGAAACAGAACCGACAGAAGGAUGAAAAUGCUCCGGUUUCGCAGCCCCAGCAUCCGCUCCUUGGACCAAGAGGUCCUCUGCACGAUCCGCUUACUGGACGACUCCGAGGUCUCCUGCAGCAUCCAGAGAGACACCAAAGGCCAGUUCCUGUUGGACCAUGUGUGUAACCACUACAACCUACUUGAGAAAGACUACUUUGGUAUUCGAUAUGUGGACCCCGAGAAACAGAGGCACUGGCUGGAGCCCAAUAAACCCGUGGUGAGGCAGAUGAAGUCAGCUCAGCAGCCGUACACAAUGUGUUUCCGGGUCAAGUUUUAUCCCCACGAGCCAAUGAAAAUCAAGGAGGAGCUCACCAGGUAUCUCCUGUACCUCCAGUUGAAGAGAGACAUCUACCAUGGUCGUCUCCUCUGUCCAUUUGCUGAAGCUGCAUAUCUGGGAGCCUGCAUCAUACAGGCUGAGCUCGGGGACUACGACCCAGAGGAGCACCCGUCGGACUACAUCAGAGACUUCAAGCUGUUCCCUAAACAAUCCCUCAAACUGGAGAGGAAGAUUAUGGAAAUACACAAGAAUGAGCUCAGGGGCCAGUGUGCUGCAUUUGCAGAGUUGAACAUGCUUCAAAAAGCUCACAGCCUUGAGACUUAUGGAGUUGACCCCCACCCAUGCAAGGAUUUCACAGGCUCCACAGCCUUUCUCGGGUUCACAGCCACAGGGUUUGUGGUCUUCCAGGGAAACAAGAGAAUCCACCUCCUAAAAUGGGCUGAUGUUAGCAAGCUGAAGUUUGAAGGGAAAACAUUUUACGUCAUCGGGAUUCAGAAAGAGUCAUCACUGAAGAAGCUGGUGUUGACAUUUCACACAUCAACCCCUGCUGCGUGUAAGCACUUAUGGAAGUGUGGGGUGGAGAACCAAGCCUUUUACAAGUGUGCCAAGUCAAGUCAGAUAAAGACAGUUUCCAGCAGUAACAUCUUCUUUAAAGGCAGCAGGUUCAGAUACAGCGGAAGAGUAGCCAAAGAGGUGAUAGAAGCCAGCUCAAAAAUUCAGAGAGAGCCACCUGAAGUAUGCAGAGUCCAGUUUGGUCAGAGUCGAAGUUUUAACUCUCUGAGCCAUAAAAACCUCAUCAUGAACAUGGAACCACUGGUACCUGCGCUGCCCUCCACCAAUGAAUACGAAGAGACGGCCACAGACAAUGGUGUUGUUUCUGUGAAGGACUCUGUCCCCUUGUCUCCUUUUAAACCUUCAGCUGCACCUGCAGACACAGAGCAACAAAGUAAUGAAGGAGGAAACUCUGCUUUAGGCAACAACAUGCAGCCUCCCCGUGUUUCCAUGGAAACCUCAAAUCUCCGACCUCAGACACCAAAAGCUAAAGAGGAAGUGGAGGAAGACGACGAGGCCAGCGGCCCACUCACCAUUUCUGAGCUUGUCUACAGCCCUUGUGCAAGCAUGCUGCCCACCCCUGUGGAUGACAGUCAGGGAGGCGUCGACUUGCUUUUCUCCUCUUCGGUCCAAAGCCCCGCCAGGCUGCUGAGGGAGCUCCAUGCCGACCCCGACAUCCAGGCCCAGAUGGAGGCGGAGAGGGAUCGAGACCGGGCCUACGAACGCACCCGACUGGCUGCGAGUAGUCGAGUGGGUGGAGUCCUGACCAGCAGCCUGCUCCUGCUGUCGUCCAAUGAGAGAGUGAACGCAUGUUUGCUGAGUGUGGCCCGCUUUGUUGCUGUAGUAAUGGGCGUCCUGCUUGUCACUGUGCCGACACUGCUGCUACUUCUGGAGUCAGACAUUGACGUGUCGUUCCUCCACGAGAUCCGCCAGACGCCGGAGUUUGAGCAAUUUCACUAUGAGUAUUACUGCCCGCUCCGGCGCUGGAUCCUGUGUAGGAUCAGCAUGGCCAUGGAGAACCUGUGGUCAGACUGAGGAGGGGAAGGAGAUAAAGGAGGAAUCACUGCAGGGGGGAAUAUGCCUGUCUUAUGCCAAAUGUCUGUCUUAACAUAUCAUUUAAUCUUGUAUUCAGUCUCAACAAUUGGUGAAACAAAAGAACCAGUCUGCCAAUGGGAUGAAAUUAGUUCACUUGG